Rhinichthys klamathensis goyatoka is the source of this 1514-nucleotide messenger RNA. RefSeq lists its product as uncharacterized. Lineage: Eukaryota; Metazoa; Chordata; Actinopteri; Cypriniformes; Leuciscidae. The transcript is spliced from 11 exons. The record is from RefSeq and is a predicted model, not a curated record. Bases 31 to 1509 code for a protein of 492 amino acids.
AGAGGUUCAAGCAGGAGCGAGUGUAAAGCAAUGGACAGUUUUGUUCAACAAAAACUCAUCAACUGGAAUCUUGAGUGCCUUAUUGAAAAAUUUGCAGAUGAGCAGAUAGAUGAUGACAGUUUCCUGUUGCUGGAUGAGAACACAAUUGCAACACUCAUCCCCAAAAUUGGCGUGCGGUUAAAAUUUUUAAAACAUUUCAAAGAACUGAAAUUUAAUAGUAUCCCACCACACUCUAGCAUUGCUCCUGAAAAUACGCAGCCAAGCACUUCUCCUGAAAAUACAGUCUCAACAUUUGGAUGCACUUCACCUGAAAAUACACAGCCAACAUUUGUUCUUCAGCUUGUUCCAGAUGAUACGCAUGAUAUCCGUGCAGUACUGAUGAAAGCCCCACAUGGACCCUCUAUUGUGGAGAGCCUAGAGAGUAAUACAAUUACCACCCAGCAAAGGCGUGCAAUGGUGCGAAUUAUUGUUGCUCAUCUUAUUGAGAAAUAUGGCGAAACACCAUCAACAGAGACCAAAAAAGCAAUGGCCAUCUCUUUAGUAGAGACAUUUUCCUGUCUGCGUGACCCUGAAGGCAAUGGCUAUGAGGCAUGGUUCAGCCCGGGGCAAAGGCACAGACCUUCCACAGGAUUUCUUGAGGAGCGCCUUCGCAAUAUUAGGAAAAGAAUGCGCCGAUUAAGAACACCAUCUUCUGUGGCUUUUAUCUGUGAGAAGAGGUCGACUGUUAUUCCAGCUUCAAUUUUGUCUCCUGAGAGGGCAGUUCAACUGAAAGAAUGGCUAAAAAACAAUACCAGACCACAGGACCAAGUGGAGCAGUAUAUGAAAGAAACUGCUCUUUUUAGGGCUCAUUGGAUUCGUGAGAAUGGCUCCAAGCCAAUAUCUGAAGUUUUAUCAGAGUUCCCUCGUCUCAUGGACACCCCAGGCAUGAUAUCUCAGGACUUCAGUAUACUUCACCCUGAUGCUGCAGACAAAAUGUGCUUAUCAUGGUUGCCUGUCUUUGCUGACAAGAUCCUGGCCUUUGCUAAAAGAGAUGGACGACAGAUGGAUGUCCUCAAUAAUUUAGACAACAUGUCUGCAGAUUCCAAAGGCAUACUAGCACUUAAAAUCUUGCCUGUCAUUCUUCCCCCGCCUGUGUACAAGAUUGGCCACAAAACCUUUCGGCCAACUAUUCAAGAAGCAAGAAACUCAUUCAUUGAUGUACAACCUUCUGGAACCAACAUGGUUCUUUACCUGGAAAGGCAGAGAGAAGCGAAACCCUUCCCCUUUGUCUUGGAGCUUGGACUGGCUGGACAGUUUUUUUUGGUGGUGAAUGGGCAAGCUCUGGAACAGGUGACUCUCCUCAAGGCUGUGGAUGUUUGUUUCAAGUCAUUUUAUUGCUUUGACCUUCACUAUCCAAAACAAUGUGCCCCUGUUUGGGAAUUUUUGCAGCAGGUAGUGUAUGGAAUGCCUGGGACAGAAAAUUCAAGCAUACGGUUUUUGCGGGCCUCCAUUUUUGCUGCAGAGGAUUAAAUGAU